Cyphomyrmex costatus is the source of this 4092-nucleotide messenger RNA. RefSeq lists its product as uncharacterized. Gene Ontology annotation, cellular component: membrane. Gene Ontology annotation, biological process: hemocyte migration. NCBI's taxonomy places the organism in Eukaryota, Metazoa, Arthropoda, Insecta, Hymenoptera, Formicidae. The transcript has 6 exons. Gene Ontology annotation, molecular function: growth factor activity. The record is from RefSeq and is a predicted model, not a curated record. The coding region runs from base 320 to 2680 and encodes 786 amino acids.
AUAGAAAUAAGCCUGCGGUCAGGGAAAAUUGACGGAUUGAAUUGUCAAUUGAUCCGCAGAAUCCGCAGAAAUCGUUUGGCAGGGCGCGACGCCGCGGCGCGUCCCGUUUCGGUUCGAUCGAUGGAAUGAUCGACGAAAUAUCGGCCAUCGCGAGUGCUGUUGUUGCUGGUCGACAAUCGAGCGGGCUCGAUGCGCUGUUGAGGAGCACGCGACCGGCGGCGAGGUAUCGAGAGGUGAUCGACAGGUGCGACCGCGCGAAAGCCGCAGUCACGUGGCUCGUGAUGAUGUAAGGUGACCUGAGAAAAACGGUGCUGACGAAAUGACGCGCGACAGGAGGUUGCUGCUGUUGUUGGGUCUGCUGAUGGUUUACGGCCUAUUUGUGGCCGAAUGCCGGUACCAUCAGGACGAGGACGCGGCAACGGAGACGAGACAUAGACACAGGCAUAGACACGAGUCCUCGAAUCGAAGGAACCACCACGAGCUCGACAGGAAAACCUGGCAGGAGGUGGAUUACGAAUACGAAGGAGACUUCGAGGAGCCGAUCGACGAAGACGAUUAUGAGACGCGAUCGUAUUACGAUUAUCCCAGGUCGCAUCAUCGAUCUGCACAAAAGAGUUAUCACAACCGGAUGCUCGAGCCGCGCUAUCCAUCUAGGUAUCAUAACGAUGGAUAUCACGCUGGAAGUGGCUGGUACGAUGAGAACAACGACAGACGCAGAAUGCCAUCGCGGUAUAAUACGAAGAAUCAUCGAUACAGACCCGGCAGCAGAACUCAUCAUAGGCCCGCGUAUUCGCGCAAUCGCGACGUAUCGAACUUGGACGACACGGAGGAAGAUUAUGACUAUGAGAGGAGGCCGUAUAGAUACGGAAACGGCGGGGUAGACAAGCAUUACGAACGAUGGAGAAACUCUGGACGGUACGCGUCUUACAGGAGAGACUGGAGAAGUAGAAUGAACGGCUAUCAUGGAGCGAAGAGACACCGCUUGGAAGAUCGCGAGGACGUCAUCGAUCGUGGCGACGUGACGAGAUGGACGGAUGAUUGGAAGAGAAGAUUGAAUUCCUCGGACUCAAAGUAUUUUGCGAAGAAAAAAGACGAGCAAAAGGCAGAGGAAGACGAAGAUUACGAAGAUCACGGUGGGCUCGAGGAGGACGAUAAAGAUGAAGACGAAGAGGAUAUCUGGAAAGACAUCAACGAUGAAAGAAACGAUGAUAAUGGCGAAGAAGAAUUUGAUAACGAUUUUUACAAAAACGGAACAAAGCCACUCUUGAAAACCUACGAUGAUAUCAUCAAAAGACUCACGUCCAACGACCCGACUACUCCAAAGACCACUGUCAAGAGAGAUUAUCGGAACACCGAAUCGAAUAAGCACGUGAAGCGCGAUGGUUACAAAAAUCUCAGGUACGAACCGAGAAAUAUUUCCAAAUCGAUAGAACUUUUCGCGAGUACAUCUAAUGCUACCAAUACCACGUCUAAUUACUUCGUAAAUUCGACCGUCAAAUCUGUCAGACAUAAACCCUCGAAGCACACAAUUAGUAAAAUGGUCAAGAGUCACGAUCGGCAAGAGGCAAAAACCGAUUCUCAGACGAAAAGCCUUGAGCAGGAUUACGACGAGUACCUGAACAGCCCGGAUAACGAAAAGGAAGAGGAUCUCGUCAGAGCUGGAGUCGAGGAUGAUUCGGCCAUGCAGGCGGAUGUUACUAAUACGGAUUAUACAGAUGACGACAAUGGCGAAGAGGAUGAAACCGAUGCCUUCACCACUUCGACUACUACAACUACGACGACGCCGAAGCCGUCGCUCAACCAGCAUUACAAUUACAAAGACCCGAGAGCCUACGACAGCGGCACUGGAGCUCAAUACAACGGGUACCAAGCGAAAAACGAUUAUCCGCCAAUGUCUGCUCACAGUGUUCACAAGUGGCAGUCGCUUGGCACUCGCGAGGGCGUCAAAGAGACCAGGAGCAACAUGCAGCAGUACAACAAAAACGGAAAGAGUGCUGAAAUCCGAGAAGCUCUUCAGCAUGCAAUUAAAGUAAACAAGGAAGGCAGCUGCCAGUGGCCACGCGCGAGAGUCAUUCCGGUUCGUGACGUCUAUCCGAGCCCAUCGACCACCUACAUUCCACACUGCGCCAUAUUACACAGGUGCUCGGACGACACCGGAUGCUGCAGAUCGGAAGCCCUUACUUGUGUGCCGAAGCACUCUCACCGCGUCGAACUUUCCUUCUACACCACAAGCGUGGGUGGCACCAGCGUAGUGGAGAAGCUAUCGUUCUACAAUCACACGGAAUGCGAAUGCAGAGAGAGGUCUGAAUAUGAUACGACAAACGAGAAACCCGCAGACCAGAGAGUCUACCGACAUCAGUCCUCGUCGCCCCCUCAAAACAUAAAAAAAUCGCCAGCGAGAAAACCAUGUCGUUGCCCAUCGGAAUUCACACCGAGAAUUACAGAAGGCGUUUGUCAAUGUAACUGUUUCGAGAGCAACGAAAAUUGUAUAAAGACCAGACGUGGAAAGGGAUACUUCUCCCUCGCGGACAGAAUAUGCAUUCAGAACAACGAAUGCGCGAUGCCCAACUGCGAAUUCGGCGAAUACAUAAAGUGGCAAGGCAAGUGUCCGCGAAAAAGGGACACUUUCGACGCGAUGACAAGCUAUCGUGCGAAUCUGAGUCAUCGAUUCAGAAGUUAGAUGGCAGCGAAUAGCGAAGAGGACGAAGAUGAUUGCAUUAAGAUGCAAUCCUAGUGCCAAUGAAGAUGGAGAGAUAGCACACGACGAAGCGCACGAGAAACCGACGGUGCCAUUUUCUUUCAUUUUUUUUAAGUGCCUUCGUCAAAGAGACUCGCAACAUGUAGAGACAUGUAUGCGUACGUUGUGUAUAAAAAUGUACGUCAUCUCUAUCGUUAUCUCGGCACGCGUAUGUAUCAUCGUCGCUUCUUUUUUUUCUUUCUUGCCGCGAUCAACGAGGAUACGAAGUGAUAAUGGUCGUCGAUUUUCGGUACCGGUGAUUAUUUCGCGGAGAGAGUAAGAUAGUAUUUCGAUGUUUAAUUGAUGAAGUAUAUAAUUUUGUAGCGCUCGAUGUUCACAACGGUUUUCCAUCGCGAAAAAAAAUAAGUUGAUACAAUUAUUAUGUAAGAUUUCGAGUCGUUAAGAUAAGAAAAUAACAUUCUAUAUAACUAAAGCGAUUUCUCUAGAAUAAGAACGAUAUAUACAUAAAUUAACGACAGCACAAAAAAUUACCAAUAACGAAAUGAAGUGCUUCUAGCAAUAAUUUUCGAGGAGGAAAGUGACUGCCUCUUGAGCAGAAAUUUUGUCGGUGAGAGAAACUCGCCAAGGGAAAUGGCGAUCCGCCAAAAUUAUUCACGUAGAUCUGAGAGGAUGCGAUAACGUCUCUUAAGUUAAUGGUAACUUUAUGCGAUAAGCGGUACCUCGGGUAUCAUAGUUUACGCUGAGAAGAAAGACCUCGGACGCGAGCCUAGUCUGAGAUCCUGUUUCUGUUCUGCACGAGAAAACUCUCGGUUCGUUAGAUCACGUAUGGACGACCGAAUUUGUCGAGCCUGAAACCCUCCCAAUGUCCCUUAAAUUCCACUUCGUCAAUUAGACUACAUAAACCAUAAUUAUAUAAUGAUACUCCAAUUAUAAUGUGCUUAUUAUAAUAGCAUUAUACGAAAUUUACACGAUAGUGAUACGCGACGAGUAGGAAAUACCAAAGCACGCAAAAACACGCGUACGGAGUGGUCGCGCAGAAUCGAAACAGAUCGUUAAUGUAGCCACAUUUUGUAUGUUACACGAUUACAGAAUAUCUCUAUUGUAUUUAAUCGAAUAUUGAUGUACCCCACGUUCAUUAAUUUAAUAUUUAAUCAACAGACAGAGAGAGAGAGAGAGAGAGAGAGAGAGAAAGAGAGAGAGAGAGAGAGAAGAGAGAACUGGCCCGACUGGCCUCUGUUCAUGUACUUCUAUGCAGAUAUUGUAACAUGAAGGUAAUGGCUGAGUUCAGCAGAGAAAACUGAUUUUAGUGAGACUCAGUCAUUUUUUAAUAUAUGUAAUUGAUUUCUAUCUUCAGAUUCAACAAAAAACUAAAACCAAGAAUUAAUCAUAUUAAA